Molecule: messenger RNA, 4320 nt
Organism: Etheostoma spectabile (orangethroat darter)
Lineage: Eukaryota; Metazoa; Chordata; Actinopteri; Perciformes; Percidae
Gene: snrkb
Product: SNF related kinase b
Exons: 6
Coding region: 426-2252 (608 amino acids)
Biological process (GO): intracellular signal transduction; protein phosphorylation
Cellular component (GO): cytoplasm
Molecular function (GO): protein serine/threonine kinase activity; ATP binding
Source: RefSeq, a predicted model, not a curated record
GCGCGCGAACGAAACGUUCUGUCCCACUCUUGCGUGUAUCUCGUUUUGUGGAGUGGGCGCGCGGUCACACCGCUCGAGCCUCUGGACUGAAUAAUUGAGGCAGAAGGCAGGCAGUCAUGGGAAAAGUAUGUGCACACAUGGACCGCAAACAUGGAAUAUUAUGAAAGAAAACGAAAAGGCAGCGCUGUCAUUUUUUACGUCUGAAUUCAGUGACACCAAGUGUGAGGCUGACAGAAAGAACUUUUGGCUUAACAGCUCGCAGACGGGAUAUUUGCACAACAGUGGCAACUCCCUAUCAAUGAGGAACUUUGCUACCCUGCACCCCUUCUUCCUUCUGUCCCUGACACCUUGACACAACUAUUUUCCAUCUACUAUUUCCUUUUGUCAAUUGCUCUUUUCCUCCGAACUCCCUCUUUGUUACAAACAUGGACUCCUCUGGAGAAAUAACCUCAGCCCAGGAUGGACAUCCGGACCCCAGUUGCAGCCCCAGUCGCUCUGAUCUCAGCGGACUGUACCAACUGGGUCGGACAUUGGGCAGGGGUCACUUUGCUGUGGUCAAACUGGCUCGUCAUGUCAACACUGGGCAACUGGUUGCUGUCAAGAUGAUUGACAAGACAAAACUUGAUGUUAUGGCAACAAGCCACCUCUUACAGGAAGUCAGGUGCAUGAGGCUGGUGCAGCAUCCCAAUGUGGUUCGCCUCUACGAGGUCAUCGACACGCCCACCACCCUGUACCUUGUCAUGGAGCUGGCCGAGGGCGGCGACCUCUACGACUACAUCCUCCGUCAUGAGGGUGGCGUGGCUGAGGGCACCGCCAAGCGCCAUUUUGCCCAGAUUGUGUGUGCUGUGGCGUAUUGCCACCAGCUCCACGUGGUUCACCGGGACCUGAAGCCCGAAAAUGUGGUGUUCUUUCCCCAGCAAGGUGCGGUGAAGCUGACAGACUUUGGGUUCAGCAACCUAUUCCAACCCGGGACAAUGUUGGCCACCAGCUGUGGGUCACUGGCGUACUCCGCUCCAGAGAUUCUGCUGGGAGAAGAGUAUGAUGCUCCAGCUGUGGGGAUUUGGUCCCUGGGAGUGUCGAAAUCCUUGUACAUGUUGGUGUGUGGAGUCCCUCCCUUUCAGGAAACCAACGACAGUGAGACGCUGGUCAUGAUUCUGGACUGUCGCUACUGCGUCCCCAAACAUGUUUCAGACGACUGCAGAGAUCUGAUCUCCAGGAUGCUGCAGAAGGAUCCAUCUUGCCGCGCCUCGCUUGAGGAGAUUGAGGCUCAUCACUGGCUGCAAGGGCUGGAUAACAUCUUGCUCAGCCCAGAGGCCCCACCACACUGGCUCUCAGGGGCCCUCUCCCCCUGCUCUCCCCGAUCAGGAGUACCUGAAUGUGGGGACCUGCUCGCCGCAAGGCCCCCUCCUCAGCAGGCUUUCCCUGGCCCCUGGCAACCCAGCCUCAGCCUCACCCUCCGUCCAUCUCUGGCUGAGGAGCCUCCAGCCACCAAGAACCUGCCUGCACUACAGAAGAUCUGUGAGGAGGAAGAAGAGGAAGAGGAUGAGGAGGAGGGCAGUGUGGCAAAGGAGGGUAAAGGUUUAGUAGCAGAGCCAGAGAAAGAAGCUGAGGAGAUGCUUGAUGGUGCAGAUCAAGAGUGCAGGGAAGAAGAAGAAAAGUGGAAAUUGAGCAGCUUAGUGGAGAUAAUAGAGGAGGAAGAGGAGGAGCAGGAAGAUAUGGCAAUGGAAAUAGAGAAAGAAGAGAGUGGUUGUGUGAUUUCUGACCAGCCAGUCAGAAAUGGAGACAAGACGAUCAGUCAGACACCUGAAGCCCUACCAGCAUCUUUGCCUGGUUUGGGGGUACCGUGCUGUCAAGGGCAACCAGACUCCGCAAGCCUGGAGGAAGGAAACAACGAGGGGACAGAACCUAACAACAACACCAACAAACCUCCUCCUCUUCUCCCUGCAUCCUCUUCCAGACUCAUCCGGAACGAGAUAGAAGCCCAAAAAAAAGAAAGAGAAGGAGAACAAGACGAGAAAGCAGAGGGUGGAAGAGAUGACCUCUUAACAGACAGAUCUCAACCCCACAAUGCUUUGGGGACCCGGGAUGAGGCUGCUCCGAGGCUAGAGCAGGGGAAACGACAUAGCAUAAAGCUGCGUGAGAGACUCUUUCAGUUUCCUCUGUGUGAGAAAGCUCUGGCCUUGAACAUACCGACACACAACAAGCCCAAGAUCCUGCCGCUGACUCAGUACAACUGCUGCCAUGUGCUAUAAGCAAAAGCAGCCUGUGUGCUGCCUGCGGUGGGCUGCUUGCUCACUUGGGACAUGCAGACUGUUAUGCAGUGGGCAGGUGGCUGGCUACAGAGCACACACCUUAUGAAAUGGCAAACGGCUGAGCUCCCUGUUAAGCCUUUCUGCUGCAGAGACCUUUAGGCAGUAGAGCAAAGGCCCUCAGUGUGCUGGAUGGGACGUGUACAGCUUCAUUCCUACAAACACUCAGUUCUAACAUUGUGCUCAUGUAAGAAACAUUGUGUGAAGCUAGCGUGGACAGCACAGUGGUAGAGCAGGGCGGUGUGGAGAAAAUCAAAUAUCACAAUAGUUUUCACCAAUUACCUUGAUAACGAUCGAUAUUGCGGUGACAUUGUAGAGUUGACUAUUUGUGUUUUCACAAAAAUGUUAACACAUUGAGAGUUUUGAUGAAUAAUCACCAAUCAUGUUGAUACAAUGACUAAGUGGGUAAAGGCAAAUAAUAAAACUAGCUAGUAAGUCUAGUAAGUUCAGAAAAGGGCAUCACUUUGCAGCAGCCUCUAAAACCAGAAAAACACUUGGCUCAUAUCACAAUAUUAUGAUAUCCAAAAUGUAAGACGAUAUCUAGCCUCAUAUAUCAGUGUCAAUAUACUAUUGAUAUAUUGCCCAACCCUACACAGUUCUCAGACUCAGUAGAACCUCACGUAUUUGUUCCUGUUACAGGAGCAACCGUAGAGAUACAACGACUAGACUGUGUCCAAUCUGUAGCUUAGAAACAAUACUGGACCUACAGGGAGGAGGGAGGGAGAAUGAAGAAAGAUGACGACGGCAAGAGAUAGGCAGCAGUAUUUAUUGAAUAAGCUUUAGUCUGUUUUGUUUGUUUAAAAGGUGCCUACAACGAUGAAAUGGUUUCAUACUGUACAUGGCCACUGUGUCAUUUUAUUUCUGACUUAAAAAGCUCUAAAAGACAGAAUGGUCUAGCACUAGGUAGAUCCAUGAUUUCAUCAUUUCUAGUAUAUAAAGUAGAAUACACCAAUAAACCAGCUUCUGCUACAGAGUAACACUUGUUUCCUCUCUUCCCUUUGCACAACCUGCUUCUCUCAUUGGUUUUAAUAUAAGCUCUUAAUAUAAGCUCUAUUAAAGAAAGACUGAGACUGUUAUGAUGUGACAUGAUAUGAUGUGAUACUGUGUAAUAUAUGCCUAAGACUAAAAUUACAUGAUUUUCUGUUCUCUUAUUCAUGAAGUCUAAAUGAUAUGACUUGUCCUAAUAUAAUGUAUACUAUUAAUAGGAGCAUUGAUCAUUGAUUGGGAUGCAGGUCUUCCGUUGUAUUUGAACUUGUUCUUUUUAUUCAUACUUAACAGUUUAACAGUUUUAAGAAUAUUUGAUCAUAACAGUUUUAUUUUGGAUGUGCAGAUAUUUGAAUUUUCUUGAUUUUGUUUUAUAUAAUGUGACAAAGAUAUUAAUUCUCUGAAGAGAUAUGUGACUUUGUGCAUGCUAUUACUGUUAUUUAUCACAAUAUACCUCCAUGUCUUGGAUCUGACAGGACAUUGUUCUUGUGUAACUGUAAGUACCUUGAGGUAACCCACUGAAUGAUGAAUUGCACACAGUAUGACUACUUUAGCUGGUAGCUUUCUUAAAGGAUUAUCUUUGGACUGAUGGAUAGAUUUGUUUGCCAUUUGGCCCAAAUGUACUAUGUUAUUGUGAAGCUGAGGAGUCCCUCCGUAUGGUAUUAUUUUACCAUAUAAUGCCUCUGUGUUCCUCUAUUUUUUCAUGCACAUGUAUUUUUCCUCUUUAGAAGGUGAGACAAGAAGUGAAUCAUUUUGUUAAGUUAAAGAAGGCCAAAGCUGUACAAUAAGCUAAGGAGCAGAUGUCAUGUGAAAUCUGAUUAUCACGUAUAUUUCAUCAGCCAUGUAAGCAUAAAAUCUGUGCAGAAGAGGGAUAAAAUCCCAUUAUUUGUUCCUGUGUGAUGCACAGCCUGUCUCUCCUCAGUGUGUCUGUGUCUACUGACCUACAUUGUAACUAGGACCACGUCUCUAUCGAGCCAUGAACUUAUUUUUCUGUAUUUAUUUAUUAAAGUGGAUUUAAUCAAUAGGA